GAAAAAUAUAAACGGAAAGCGGAAUAAAACCAGAGGAGGGUGAGAAGGAAGAACUAUCCUUUUCCGUUUGAUAACCGAUCAGUCAUAAUCAGUUUCAAAAUUUUUUUCUUUCUAUUUUUGUCAAAUUUUCUUUGCAAAGGAAAAUAUAUUAAGAUCAGAAUCCGCCAAAGUGAAGGAGAAGAACUAGACGCAGCAGCAGCAGCAAAGAGUAUCAUGGCAAUAGGUGGAUUUCAAAGAAGACGCUGUAGGAGACUCUGGAUUUCAGGCCAAUCUCCUUAUUCACUUCCUAAUCACCUUACUUGAAACCUUAGUCCUUAUAUCUAUCUCUCCCAAUUUUCUGUUUAUUUUCUUUAAUUAGCCUUGGCUGAUUCUGUUUGGUUUAUGCAAAAUUCAUCUACUUCCAGAUCAGGCAAACCAAGAGAGAAAAAAAAAACAGUGAUUUCAAAUUAUCUAUUAAUUUGGUUUUGGAAUACUCUGCUCUUUACUUGAUUGAGGAAUUUCAAAACAAGGGAAUAUGGAUACGGCGUCUUGUAUUCGAUCCACCGAUCAGGCUGUGGAAGAGAUCAUGAGAAUUCACAGAUCGUUACCGACGAGACCUGGGAUGGACGAGGUGGAAGCCGCUAGGGCAUUGAUUAUAAACGUUGACAAAGAAGAACAGGCUAGAAUUGAAUCCAUUUCCAGGCAAACUAAGAGCCUUGAUGUACCCGAAGAGUUCUUUACCAUCUUGCAGGAGAUGCAGAAGAAUUUGGUUUAUUUCCAGAGCAAGGAGCAAAAGAGGGAGGCUUUGAAAUUGCUCGAUCUCGAAAAUGUUCACUCUCUGUUUGAUGAAUAUAUCCAGAGAGCUUCUAAAUGCUUGCCUUCUUCAUCUUCUUCUCCUUCGUCUUCUUCCUCCUCCAAUUAUGCUAACGGCUCUGCUUCUACAGUUUCCAGCAGCGGUUUCUCUAGGGUUAGUGCGCCAAUUUCCGUUGACAAAUCAUCUAUUACUGCUUCCUCAAACUUGUAUUAUUCUGAUCAAAACCCUGUGAGGACUACGGAAUUGUUUACCCGGGAUGAUAGUUAUGUAAAGAAGACCAAGUCAUCAUUUUAUUCAGAUGGAAUCGGUGUUCCGUCAAUGCCCCAGAUUGUGGAUUCAACUCUAAAAAUUACCCUAAAUACUCCAGGUCAAGAUGGUGACAAGUUGUCUUUAAUAAAACUUGCCAGUUUAAUUGAAGUCUCUGCCAAGAAAGGCACUAGAGAUCUCAAUCUCCAAAACAAAUUGAUGGAUCAGAUUGAAUGGGUACCUGACUCAAUAGGAAAGCUGUCAAACUUGGUUUCUCUAGAUUUGUCUGAGAACAGGAUAGUGGCGCUGCCAUCUACUAUUGGAGGCCUUUCAUCCUUGACAAAGCUGGACUUACAUUCUAACAGAAUUGCUCAACUCCCAGAAUCUAUUGGAGAUCUUCUUAGCCUAGUCUUCUUGGACCUGAGAGCUAACCAGUUAUCAUCUCUGCCAGCUACAUUUAGCAGAUUGGUACGACUCGAGGAACUUGAUUUGAGCUCAAAUCAGCUCUCUUUGCUCCCUGAAUCUAUUGGUUCACUCAUUAGUUUGAAGACACUAAAUGUGGAGACCAAUAAUAUUGAAGAAAUUCCACAUACCAUUGGUCGAUGUUCUUCACUAAGGGAGCUUCGUGCUGAUUAUAACAGGCUUAAGGCACUUCCAGAAGCUGUAGGAAAGAUAGAAACCUUGGAGGUUCUGUCUGUGCGCUAUAACAACAUCAAGCAGCUACCUACAACAAUGUCGUCUCUAUUGAACUUGAAGGAGCUUGAUGUGAGUUUCAAUGAGCUUGAAUCGGUACCUGAGAGCUUGUGUUUUGCUACCUCGCUAAUCAAGAUAAAUGUAGGAAACAAUUUUGCUGAUCUGCAGUCCCUACCAAGAUCAAUUGGUAACCUUGAGAAUCUUGAAGAGUUGGAUAUUAGCAAUAACCAGAUACGAGUACUUCCAGAUUCUUUCAGGAUGCUAACCCGAUUACGUAUCCUACGUGUAGAAGAAAAUCCAUUGGAGGUGCCACCAAGACAUAUUGCUGAAAAAGGUGCUCAGGCUGUUGUUCAAUACAUGGCUGAGAUUGUUGAAAGGAGGAAUGUGAAAACACAGCCCAUAAAGCAGAAGAAGAGUUGGGCUCAGAUCUGCUGCUUUUCGAGGUCUAACAAAAGGAAACACAAUGACAUGGGAGUCAUGGACUAUGUGAAAGCUUGAAUUGAUGGAAUAUGACAUGACCUUUAUGUUGGUCAGCUGGGUUUAGACAAUGGUUAGGCUGGAUUAUAUGAAAGAAGGGCGGGGAGGUGGAGGUUGGUCAGCAGAAGUGAAAUAAGUAGCAGCUAUUAGUAAGGCGAAUUUUGAUGAACUCGUGCUGCAGCAGGCUCAUGUAUUUUUGUAUUAUGUUGUGUUUCUUACAGGGUUUAGCUGUUUAUAAAGCAGAAAUCUCGGUGCAGAAAAAAUCUCUCCAUGAAAUGGGACUCGGUUUGUAAAACAUGGCUCUUACACUUGUUCCUUAAAUUGUAGAUGUACUUUUUUUUCUUUUUUUCUUUUUUUAUAAUAUAAUUGGUUUCAAUUUUACGCCAUUUGUAUGUGUUCUUUAAUGUAAUGAGGUGUAUAAUUCAACCGGCAGAAGGGGGAAGGGAGGAAUGUAUUGUUCCUUGAGUCCGUCAAUGUUGUAUCAAGUUUGACUUGACUUUUUUCACCACUUCAAUAGAAUCUCUUUCCUUUACACA
Molecule: messenger RNA, 2745 nt
Organism: Manihot esculenta (cassava)
Lineage: Eukaryota; Viridiplantae; Streptophyta; Magnoliopsida; Malpighiales; Euphorbiaceae
Product: plant intracellular Ras-group-related LRR protein 4
Exons: 5
Coding region: 515-2230 (571 amino acids)
Molecular function (GO): protein binding
Source: RefSeq, a predicted model, not a curated record